AUGUUCCGGAGCCUGCUGGUGGCGGCGGCGCAGCGGCCGCAGGGCCCGGCCGGGCCCCCCCGCGCCGCCCCCGGGCCCGGGGCCGCGGCCGAGGCGCUGGAGGCGCAGUUCAGCUGCCCCAUCUGCCUCGAGGUUUUCCACCGCGCCGUCGGCAUCGCGGGCUGCGGGCACACGUUUUGUGGGGAAUGCCUGCAGCCCUGCCUGCAGGUGCCCUCCCCGCUGUGCCCGCUCUGCCGCGUGCCCUUCGAUCCCAAAAAGGUGGAGAAGGCUUCCAGCGUGGAGAAGCAGCUCUCGUCCUACAAGGCUCCCUGCAGAGGCUGCAGCAAGAAGGUGACCCUGGCCAAAAUGCGCUCUCACGUCUCGUCCUGCGCCAAGGUGCAGGAGCAGAUGGCCAACUGCCCCAAGUUCGUUCCUGUUGUCCCCACAUCCCAGCCUAUUCCCAGCAACAUUCCCAACCGCUCGACGUUCGUGUGCCCGUACUGCGGGGCGCGGAACCUGGACCAGCAGGAGCUGGUGAAGCACUGCAUGGAGAACCACCGCAACGACCCCAACAAAGUGGUGUGCCCGGUGUGCUCGGCCAUGCCCUGGGGGGAUCCCAGCUACAAGAGUGCCAACUUCCUGCAGCACCUGCUCCACAGGCACAAGUUCUCCUACGACACCUUCGUGGAUUACAACAUCGACGAGGAGGCAGCGUUGCAGGCGGCCCUGGCUCUGUCCCUCUCUGAGAACUGAGGCUGAUCCCUCUCCCUGCCCUGGCUCCUUCUGGACACUCCAGGAACCCUCCGGAGCCCCACUCUGUUCCCACUGCAAUUCCCACCUUGUUUAAGAAGGUGGAGCCUCUUCAGUUGUCACAGUGAGUGAGCAGAGAGCGCUGGAGCAGGGCUGGGAUCAAUCCUUGGAUUGGCAUUUCAUAUCCGUGUUGGGAGCAUAGCCCUGUGUCCAGAUCUAUUUAUUGUUAGAUGCUCUUUGGCACACUCGUCCCUGCUCUCUGUUGCAGCAGAAUAGGAACCUGAAAAUGACAGACUGGAUGCCCAACACCCUCAUUUGGGACUGGAAUCAGCCACGUCCUUUUAAAAAGGAGAGGAAGGCAGCACGGAGCAUCUUUUUUUUAAACUCUCCAAGGAUUUUUCUAGAGAUGUCAGGCUGUCCUGACCCCCGUGCUGGAGGCUGGAGCUGCCUCCUUCACCUGGAUCCCAGGAUGAGACUGAGCAGUGGUUCAGAGGAGCCCUCGAGGAUGGCAUCCAGCAUCCAGGGAAACCUCUCCUUCCUCGUUUUCUACCGGCUCUUGGGACACCAAACCCUUGCCUUUUUCUACACAAAGCGAAGCCUUUUCCACGUUUUCUAGAGCGGGGUCAGAAGCUGUUCCCCUUCACUCUGCAAUAUCUGCCACCCGGGACAAGAGUAUUUUUAUGGAACACGAUGAAGAAAGUUUAUUUUUUACACAGAUAACCCAAACCAAUGAACACGUGGAUUUGGGAACGGGGCAGGAGGCAGGAGCUGGAUCCCAGAGCAGCGCGUCGGACUCUGAGGUGGGGGAAGUGCAGGGAUCUUUCUGGGCCUUUCCUGGAUCUUUCUGGGCCUUUCCUGGAUCUUUCUGGGCCUUUCCUGGAUCUUUCUGGGCCAUUCCUGGAUCUUUCUGGGCCUUUCCUGGAUCUUUCUGGGCCUUUCCUGGAUCUUUUUGGGCCUUUCCUGGAUCUUUCUGGGCCUUUCCCUUCCCUCAGCAGAAUUCCUCUGCCUGUGAGGGAGCGGGCAGGAUGGCUGGGUUGGAUCCAGGUGCUGGUUGCCCAUGGAAUUGCUGCCCAUGCAGGAUCCCAGCCCCGAGCUCCUGCUCCCCCCAGAAAUCAGGGAUUGCAUCUCCCCGUGGUAAUCCCUCCCUGGGAACGGGAUCCAGGGUGCUCCACAGCAUCCUGGUGACCCCUUCCCCCUGCCCCUUCCUCUCAGCCCUGCCUGCUGCUGCUGGAGUUGGCUCUGCAGGGCUGGGAGAGGCUGGGGGGGAGAUGGCACCAGGCACGGGGUGAGCCCUGAGGGAGGGGGUGAUUCCCGAGAGCCUUCCUGCAGGGAUUUGCAGGGAAAGGGUGGGAGAGGCCCCCUCUGCGUCUCCCUGCUCGGAGAAUUCCUGAGCUUUAUCCAAAACCUGGCUCCAGCUCUGCUCUAGCAAUACUGGCUUGGGGUUUAUUUUGGUUUUCCUAGUCCUGGAUGAUUUUGGGAUCGUGCAGGGAGCCCUCAGCUCCCCUGGCAGGGCAGGGAAAGGGCUGGAGCUGCCCCGCUCCCCUUUCUGGAGCCAGGCCAGCCAGGAGGGGUGGGAUCUUCCCUUACCUGCCCGGCAUUGCUGGCACCUGGGGGAUGUCCCUGGUGGGAUGGAGAGCACUGGCAUCUUCCAGGAGGGAGCUGGGAGUGUUUCCCUGUCCUGUGCUCAGCUGGGACCCUCAGCUGCUGGAGCAGCCUCCAUGAGAGCUCCGUGCUGUUGGGCCAGCACUGUUAACCUCGGGCUCCUUCCCUGCCCUCCUCCUUCUCCUCCUCCUUUUUGCCCCACAGAGACAGAGCAGGGGCAGCAAGAGCUGCUUUUGUAAAGCACUUUAAGGCCCUGGCUGUGAGGGGCCACACCAGGCUGUGCCAGGGAUCCCUCUCUGUGCCAGGGAUCCCCCUCUGUGCCAGGGAUCUCUCUGUGCAGGGAUCUCUCUGUGCAGGGAUCUCUCUGUGCCAGGGAUCCCCCUCUGUGCCAGGGAUCCCCCUCUGUGCCAGAGAUCUCUCUGUGCCAGGGAUCUCUCUGUGCCAGGGAUCUCUCUGUGCAGGGAUCUCUCUGUGCAGGGAUCUCUCUGUGCCAGGGAUCUCUCUGUGCCAGGGAUCUCUCUGUGCAGGGAUCUCUCUGUGCAGGGAUCUCUCUGUGCCAGGGAUCUCUCUGUGCAGGGAUCUCUCUGUGCCAGGGAUCCCUCUCUGUGCCAGGGAUCUCUCUGUGCCAGGGAUCUCUCUGUGCAGGGAUCUCUCUGUGCCAGGGAUCCCUCUCUGUGCCAGGGAUCUCUCUGUGCCAGGGAUCUCUCUGUGCAGGGAUCCCUCUCUGUGCCAGGGAUCCUCCCAGUGCCAGGAUCCCACUGGCCGUGCCCACCAGUGCAUCGCCCACCACUUUUUUUGCAUAAUUAGAACUUUUAACGAGCCGUCCUGUUUUUUGAAGAGGAAUUAACUCGAUGACGUAUUUGUAGCAAACCAUUUUUCUCAAUAAAGGCAGUUUCAUCCA
This is a messenger RNA of Vidua chalybeata, 3232 nucleotides long. It is a transcript of the gene RNF166, whose product is annotated as ring finger protein 166. Bases 1 to 732 code for a protein of 243 amino acids. Gene Ontology annotation, biological process: protein polyubiquitination; ubiquitin-dependent protein catabolic process. The record is from RefSeq and is a predicted model, not a curated record. NCBI's taxonomy places the organism in Eukaryota, Metazoa, Chordata, Aves, Passeriformes, Viduidae. Gene Ontology annotation, molecular function: ubiquitin protein ligase activity. The transcript has 6 exons.